AUGACGACUUCUAGCGCCCACAAUUUUGAAGCGACUACAAGCGCUUUUCUCUUAGGCCAUACGCCAGCUCAACAAAACAAUAAAUACAAGGCUUAUGCCUCUGCGGUGGAUAAAGCUUUGAAAUCGUUUGAAUCGACUACAGAAUGGGCUGAUUUAAUUGCUGCUUUGGGAAAGUUGGGAAAGGUUUUCUCGUCAAAUGCCAAAUCAUUUAACGAUAUCCCAAAUGCUUUGACUGUAUCUAAACGUCUCUCACAAUGCUUACAUCCAGCACUUCCUUCAGGAGUUCAUCUAAAAGCUCUAGAUACAUACCGUCAAGUCUUUUUAAUGUUGAGUCGAACUCAAAAUCUGGCCAAAUAUUUGUUCCUUUAUUCUGCUGGGCUCUUUCCAUUAAUGGAUCAUUGCCAAAUCAAAGUCAAAUCGGAAUUGCUUUCAAUUUUUGAACAAUUUAUUUUACCGCUCGGCCCAAAUCUUCGUCCAGCACUUGCUGGUUUUAUCACAGCCCUUUUGUUGGCGUUGGAGGAAGGAACUGAGUUCUAUGGACGUGCAUUCAGUUUAUUGGACCAGUUAUUGGAGAAAGUCGGAAGUGAAGCGUUUUACUUGUGUUUUUGGCAGUCAGUUUCUGGUAAUCCUUCAGCUCGUCUUCCUGCCCUAAUCUUUGUUAAUACAAAAAUAGAAAAACACAAAAAAGGCAAAAAUGAUUCAAAUUCUGACGAUAAUUUACUUGCUUCAUUUUGUGGUGGAGGAAGUCAAUCAAACAAUAAUAAUUUAAUGUUACAAGCUUUGUGUAUUGUUGCAGAAGAUUCUUCAUCCUCUCCUUUAGUUCAACGACAUUUGUUGGAUUUUUUGUGUAUGGCUAUCCCCUUAAAUUCUAAAUGGACAAGUAAACAACAAUUGGUAGAUUUGGUGGGAAGAACUCUAUUUUUGGUUUUGAGGAGGGAUAUGAGUUUAAAUAGAAGAUUGUAUCAAUGGUUGUUAAAUCGGUUUGAAAUUAUUUAUUUGAUUUAA
Messenger RNA from Meloidogyne enterolobii, 1005 nucleotides. NCBI's taxonomy places the organism in Eukaryota, Metazoa, Nematoda, Chromadorea, Rhabditida, Meloidogynidae. The record is from the annotation of a GenBank genome assembly.